This is a messenger RNA of Vitis vinifera (wine grape), 1605 nucleotides long. RefSeq names its product ethylene-responsive transcription factor ERF096. Gene Ontology annotation, molecular function: DNA-binding transcription factor activity; DNA binding. The transcript has a single exon. The record is from RefSeq and is a predicted model, not a curated record. Lineage: Eukaryota; Viridiplantae; Streptophyta; Magnoliopsida; Vitales; Vitaceae. Bases 1073 to 1522 code for a protein of 149 amino acids. Gene Ontology annotation, biological process: ethylene-activated signaling pathway; regulation of DNA-templated transcription.
ACUUGCCUCUGAUUCUGUGUCUUGUCUGUCCACAGAAAUUGCUAUUUAUCCUAUCGGAUACUCGGAUUCCUCUGCUUUUACUGUUUCUUCAUACUUUUAGUUGACUUGCCUCUGAUUCUGUGUCUUGUCUGUCCACCAAAAUUGCUAUUUAUCCUAUCGGAUACUCGGAUUCCUCUGGUUUUACUGUUUCUUCAUACUUUCAGAAAGCUCUUAGAACAAAAUUUCCAGGAUAUAUUGAAUCACACCCAAAGCGAUCAUGAUCCAUGAGAUGUCUCACUAGUGAAUGUAGCAAAUGCUUGGUCUUAUCAAGGCACUAACACGAAAAAGUGAACCUUAGUCAACCCCUGCUUCCAAACACCCUAGUUAAAAUAUUAAUGGUGCUCUUUGGACAUACCUGAAAACACAAGCUCAGAGGAUUAUUCAAUUUAUCUAUUGUGUGUUCUUGGGAGUAGAUUUUUUUUUCUUAUUCAUGAUUGUUGAAUGAGAUAAGCAGUUGAUAGCAUUGAGGGAUCUCUAUUAGCGUAAGCCCCAUGAUCUCACCAUUAACAAAUGAAGUGACGUUUCCGAGAAACGUAGGCGAUAUUUAUAUCUUAAAAGACUAAAACAAUCUUUGUCCCAAUUUAUAUUUUUUGGUAUUAAAGUAGUAGAGACCUGAUUAAAAAAGAGAAAACAGAAUCAACGAUUGCACAUAGAGUGACCUUCCAAAAACACACAUAAAUAACUAGGAUAUUUUUUUUUUCUCAUUAUUUUAUGUUGUGUUAAUCAUAUGACUAAUUAAUAGCACUACCGAGAUGAUGAAAUAGGGAAACAUCAGCCGAAUUACAUCAUCACCAACCUGAAAAUGAUAUUCAUUAAGGGUUUACACAAAAAGCAACCUCCCAGAUCAUGACCUUGAUGAUCAAUAUAUCCUGAAUCCAUCUCUAUUUAAAGCUUAUUUUGCACGUUCAGAGAAUUGACAUCCAUUGAGAGACCUCUCUAUUACAGAUGUUGACUUUGCAUUUCUGCCAAUUAUAGGGUUCUCCUACCCAUUAUAAAUUAGCAAGGAAAAGUUAGUACUGUCAUUGAGCUAAACAUGAAAGUAGACCCAAAAGGGAAGUCCAAGGAAGAGAAAGGCGGGGUUCGAUAUAGGGGUGUUAGAAGGAGACCUUGGGGGAAAUUUGCAGCUGAGAUUCGUGAUUCAAAUAGGCAAGGAGCUCGCUUGUGGCUGGGGACUUUUCUUACUGCAGAAGAAGCAGCAAGAGCAUAUGAUCAAGCUGCUUAUGGAAUGAGGGGUCCUUUAGCCAUCCUCAACUUCCCCAAGGACUAUCAAAAUGUUGCCUCCUCUGCUUGUUCUUCAUCAGUCGAUGUCCCUGAGGGACAUCAGAAUGUUGCAUCUCCUCCUCCUUGCUCAUCAUCAAUGUUUGAGAACAUUGAAAGAACUAGGGAUGCACAUGAAAAACAAGUUUUUGAAUUUGAGUGCUUGGAUGAUAAGUUGUUAGAAGAUCUUCUUGAGUGUGAGGAAAAGAAAACCAAGAAUGAGUGAUAGUUUUAAUAAUUGUAUAUCAGUACUUAAUUUUCUUGAUGUUUUCUAUAUUUGGUUGAAUAAACUUGAGACGGAUUCUACUA